Durio zibethinus is the source of this 1034-nucleotide messenger RNA. NCBI's taxonomy places the organism in Eukaryota, Viridiplantae, Streptophyta, Magnoliopsida, Malvales, Malvaceae. The record is from RefSeq and is a predicted model, not a curated record.
CGAAGUCAAAAAUCAAAGCCACCGGCAUCAAAACUUGGCAACUUUAUUGGGUCUGCUAGUUGCAGUCCUGUUGAAAUCAGCAAGGCAAAAACAAACGGAGGAGGGAAAGAGGAAAAGCCAAGAAGAUGAAGGCGUUGGGAUGGUGGUUAAUGCUGGUGGGUUCACUUCGAUUAGCCUCCGUUUGGUUCGGCUUCUUCGAUAUUUGGGCUCUUCGUCUCGCCGUUUUCUCCAACACCACCAUGACCGAAGUUCAUGGGAGGACAUUCGGAGUUUGGACGCUUUUGACUUGUACUCUCUGCUUUCUAUGUGCAUUAAAUUUGGAAAAUAAGCCACUAUACUUGGUGACGUUUUUGUCCUUCAUCUAUGCCUUUGGUCACUUUUUGACUGAAUACCUCUUCUAUCACACAAUGGCCCUUUCAAAUCUGACAACUGUAGGCAUAUUUGCAGGUAUGGUGUUCAUGAGCAAACAUGCCAUCUUAUUGAGUUUGUUGUACUUGGUACUGCUUUUGCAUGAAGUUUCAUUGAAGUUGAUGAAAUCUUUUCCUCGACUUCUUAGUGUUUUUAUUGCAUUAAAAUUAUAGACUGUAUAACUGACCAAGAAAUAUAAUCAGUUUAAUAUUUGAUAAAUGGCUAAUAUUCUCCACAAUUGCUGGGUUUGUAGCUUUUAUGUUGCAAUUGCAUCCAGCAUAGAACUAUAUUGAAUCAAGGCAGUCCUAAGCUUUUAAGCUUUUCGGACUGCAAAAAGCCAAAUUUCUGCUUGCCAUAGCCUGAGAUCUCAUAUGCAUCUUUCUUGACCCUUCUUUUGUAUGUCCGUAUCUCAUCUGUAACAAAUCAUGACAUCAACAUUUUUAGAUGAAACUGCAACUUGCUUUAAGAUAUUUAUUUUUCAUUGUAAAGUCUUUGGUUUACCAAUCACCAUGAUAUGGUUAAAAUGGUUUGGCUUAUCAUUUUUGGGACUCUGAUUACCAUGCAACAUGUGAAACUUGCCAUUUUUGCCUAGAAUAAAAUUUUUUUUUUUCUUUUUUGCUUCUCAA